Molecule: messenger RNA, 3081 nt
Organism: Sipha flava (yellow sugarcane aphid)
Lineage: Eukaryota; Metazoa; Arthropoda; Insecta; Hemiptera; Aphididae
Product: enolase-phosphatase E1-like
Exons: 9
Coding region: 260-3031 (923 amino acids)
Biological process (GO): chromatin organization; regulation of DNA-templated transcription
Cellular component (GO): NuA4 histone acetyltransferase complex; nucleus
Source: RefSeq, a predicted model, not a curated record
GUUAUCAUAUAGAUAUUAAUGUCGCUACUAUAUCCGUGAUACGGACACCGGGAGUGUAAACAAUCAUUGAUAAAUGAUUAACAAAUUACAGUACGAGUAAUGCGUUCAUGGACGUUCAGACUUAUAUUUACUUAUAUGAUCUUGUAUUAAAGAAAUCAAUAUUUUUUCUAUAAAUUUGUUCCUGAUGGUCGAUUCAUUAACUUCAUUUUUAAAUCGUAUACGUUAUUAAUUUUUGUUUAUUUCCAGCAGAACACAAACUAUGGCUCCAGAUAACUAUCGAUUCGCCGAAAGUGAUAGCUUACUUUGUUUUCAUGGUCCAAUGUUAUAUGAAGCAAAAUGUUUAAAACGUCGGAAGUCAAAUGAUGGCAAAGCACAAUAUUUUGUUCACUAUAAAGGUUGGAACAGUAAAUGGGAAGAAUGGGUAGAUGAUGAUCGUGUUUUGACUGUAAAUAAUUCCAAUAUGAACAAAAUGGCAUUAUUAAAAGAAAUGCAUACCAAUUCAAAAAAAGGUUCAUCAAAACGUUCAAUAACUGUGGUUAAAGAAGAAACCAUUCGCAAUUCAACUCCUCCUGUGAAAGGAAGAAAGCGUAAACAUUCAGAAAUAUCUGUCGAAUUAAAUCAAACAGUAAAUGUUCCAUCUCCAUCUGAACCUAAACCAAAAAAACGAGGUCGCCCUCCAAAAAUUUUAACUCCUAAAAUCGAUCAAACGACUGAAGUUACUAAAAAAACUGAAAUAUCUAAACCAACUGGAGUAUCUAGAGGAACUGAAGUAUCUAAAGCAGCUGGAACAUCUAGAGGAACUGAAGUAUCUAAAGCAGCUGGAACAUCUAGAGGAACUGAAGUAUCUAAAGCAGCUGGAACAUCUAGAGGAACUGAAGUAUCUAAAGCAGCUGCAGCAUUUAAAGCUGCUGAGUUAUCUAAAGCACCUGGAGUGUCCAAAACAAUUGGAGCUAAAGCAACUGGAGUAUCUAAAGCAGCUGGAGUAUCUAAAGCAGCUGGAGUGUCUAAAGCAACUGGAGUGUCUAAAGCAAUUGGAAUGUCCAAAACAACUGAAGUAUCUAAAGAAAUUAAAUUAUCUAAAGCAACUGGAGUGUCUAAAGCAACUGGAGUAUCUAAAUCAACAGGAGUUUCUAAAGCAAUUGGAGUGUCUAAAACAACUGAAGUAUCUGAAGAAAUUAAAGUACCUAAAGUAGCUGAUAUUGAAACAGAAACUAAAAUUCAAGAAGUUGAAAUAGCCAAACCAAAUGAAAUAGCCAUUGCAAUUGAAUCAACUAUAGUUGGUGAAUCAGCUAUGGCAGUCGAAUCAACUAUGAUAGUUGAACCAACUAUGUUAUCAACUAUUGAAUCAACUAUGGUAGUUGAAUCGACUACAGUAGAAAAAGAAAUUACAACAGCCAAAGAAACUACAGCAGAUAAAAUAAUUGCAGGAGAUAAAGAUACUUCAGCGGCCAAAGAAACUUUAGUAGCUAAAGAAACUUCAGUAGACAGAGAAACUUCAGCAGACAAAGAAGCUUCAGCAGCGGAAGAAACUACAGCAGAUGAAGACACUUUACCAGGUGAAGAAAUUACAGCAGUUGAAGAAACUACAGAAGUUGGUGGAUCUAAAACAGCUGAAGAAUGUACAUCAAUUGAAGAAACUAUAGCAACUGAAGAAACUAUAGCAACUAAAGUUAUUAGAUCAGCUGAAGAAACUACUGCAGUUGAAGAAAUUGAAGCAGGUAAAGGAACUAAAGAAACUGAAGAAGCUGAAAGAACCGAAGAAGCUGAAAGAACCGAAGCAGCUGAAGAAACCGAAACAGCUGAAGGAACCAAAGAAGCUGAAGGAAGCGAAGCAGUUGAAGAAACCGAAGCAACUGAAGGAACCAAAGAAGCUGAAGAAACCGAAGCAGUUGAAGAAACCGAAGCCGUGGAAGUAACCGAAGCAGCUGAAGUAACCAAAGCAGCCGAAGUAACUGAAGAACCCGAAGCAGCCAAAGGAACUGAAUCAAUCGAAGGAACUGAAACAGCUGAAGGAAUUGAAACAGCCACAGGAACUGAAGCAGUUGAAGGAACUGAAACAGUUGAAGGAACUGAAGCAGUUGAAGGAAUUGAAAAAGCCGUAGAAACUGAAGAAGUUGAAGGAACUGAAGCAGCUGAAGUAACUGUAGUAGUUGAAGAAACUAAAACAACUGAAGACAAUUCAGAAAUUGAAGCAGCUACAGAAAUGAUAGAAUCUAAUAUAGUUGAUAAGGCAGUUGAAUUAAUUGAUGAAAGUAAUCAUCAUAAAGAAAUGUAUGUAAUUGAUGAAAUCAAUGAAAUUGAAAAAACUGAAGAAAAUAAAGGUGAAGCAAUUAAUGAAACUGAAGCAGUGGAAACUAGUACAGAAUCAGAAUGCGAUGAAGUAAUGGAAGAAACUGAAUCUGAGAUAAUUUAUGAAAGUGAAGCAGACCCAGAUGAUACAUUUACGGUUCCUGCUCCAGUUCCAGUUGUAAUAACUACACCAGUCAUAAACAUACCAGAUGUGUUGAAAACAAGACUUGCUUUUGAUUAUGUUAUUAUUUCACAACAAAAUAAAGUCUUAAAAUUUCCAAAAGAAAAUACUAUACAAGAAUUGAUUCAUAAAUAUACUACCGAAAAGUCCGAGUUAGAAGAAAAAUGUCAUUGGGAAAGAUCAUUUAAUAUUGGUUUAACUUUAAUACAGUAUUUCAAUGUUCUAAUACAUAAAAAUUUGUUGUACCAGGAAGAAAAGAAAUAUCAGAUGAGGAAAAAGGCAAAAAAACAUUUGCAACAUAAAAUUAAUUCUCGUGAAAUAAAAUCAAUCCUAUACAAAAAUCUCUUGUAUCCUAAAAAACUAUGGCAUUACGUAUAUGGACCUACUCAUCUACUGCGGAUGUUUGUUGAAUUACCUGAAAUUUUAUCAACGUUCACUUAUACUGAUGAACAAUUAGCUUUCAUUUCAGAAAAUUUGGAAGAUUUUUUGAAGUAUCUUGAAAUAAAUUACGAUACAUAUUUCACAGAUGAUGACUAUAUAGAUAUAAAAAAUACGUCUUAAGAUAUCAUAUUUAAUAAUUGGAAAAAUAAUUAUUUAUAUAUAUAAGCGAA